Annulohypoxylon truncatum is the source of this 1264-nucleotide messenger RNA. RefSeq names its product KptA family-domain-containing protein. NCBI's taxonomy places the organism in Eukaryota, Fungi, Ascomycota, Sordariomycetes, Xylariales, Hypoxylaceae. The record is from RefSeq and is a predicted model, not a curated record. Bases 1 to 1047 code for a protein of 348 amino acids. The transcript has 3 exons. Gene Ontology annotation, molecular function: tRNA 2'-phosphotransferase activity. Gene Ontology annotation, biological process: tRNA splicing, via endonucleolytic cleavage and ligation.
AUGGAGGACGAGAUCGAGGAGGCGGCGGCGCGGUUGGAGAGUCUGCCUCUUAGGGGCAAAGGCAGGGGAGGUCGCGACCGGCGCGGCGGAAGGGGUGGAGGCGGUCGCCCCCAGGACCGCGAGGUGCUGAUCUCGAAGGCGUUGUCGUCGCUCCUGAGACAUCAGGCCGUGAACGCGGGGAUCCAGCUCGAUGCCGAGGGGUUUGCGCCGCUGGAUAGGGUGCUCCGUCGUCGCAAGAUGCAAUGGCCGCGCCUGCGCUCGCUCAACCCGACCUUCGACGAGAUCCGGGCGGUCGUCGCCGACAACGCGAAGCAGCGGUACGCCAUGAAGCCCAAGGACCCGGCCGUCGCAAACUUGAACGCGCAGCCCGAGGACGACCCGGCCGCGUGGCUCAUCCGCGCCAACCAGGGCCACAGCAUCGAGGCGCUCGCGGACGAGGGCCUGCACACGCCGAUCACGCUCGAGGCCGGCAACGUCCCGCGCACCGUCGUCCACGGCACGUACUUCGCCUUCUGGCCGGCCAUCGAGACGUCCGGCGGCCUGAAGAAGAUGGGUCGUAGACACGUGCAUUUCGGUACGGGGCUGCUGGACCAGGACCGGGAUGCGGCGCAAGGUGAAGACGAUGGGGUUGGGGACGGGGGUAAGGAGAAAGUGAUUAGCGGGAUGAGGAGCGAUGCCGAGUUACUGGUUUUCGUGGAUGUGGAGAAGAGUCUGAGGGAUGGCGGAAUCAAGUGGUGGAUUAGCGCUAAUGAUGUCGUGUUGACGGAUGGUGAUGAGCAGGGCGUGGUGCCGUUGAGGGGAUCGUGGCGAAGGUGCCGAUGGGGAAGGGGAGAGGGGGUGCGGGUGGUGGGAGAGGAGGCGGAAGAGGAGGCGGAAGAGGAGGCGGAAGAGGAGGCGGAAGAGGAGGCGGAAGGGGAGGUAGGGGAGGUAGGGGAGGACGGAGAGGUGGACGUGGGAGAGGACAGGAGAGUUGAAACUCCUAUGGGCUAUUCAGGGGUCACAUUUUCGUCACAUAGAGCUCUUAUUCCUAAGAGGAUUAGUGCUUAAAUGGGGUUGACUUCUCAUGUUAAUACCAAGCAGUCUGAAUACACAGAAUAGGGGCAACCCAUCAAAACAAAUCCAACAUGCCAUGAGCUCGUCUCCUGCAUUUGAACCGGAUAUUAAACAGGUUCACAAACAACAAUCUGGAUAUCAAAACGCCUCCCAUGCAAUGUACUGCCAAACUAUGACAGUUUAACCACCAGUCCUCUCAACCUAAGCCAGU